GACAGUCUGUGCCUGGCCCUUUGCUCAGAGCUAAAAGGAGCUGCAGCAGGAACACAGUUUGUUUACGGUGAAUUUAGUUUUUCUCUUCAAUCAUGGAUCUUAAAGGGCUUCAAGUAACACUUUGUCUUCUUCUGCUGGUGCACUGCUCACUGCAGCAGGCCUCCUCCAAGAAGAAAAAUGGCAAAAAAGACUCUGUAACCAGUGCUGCAAUUGAGAAUCUACAGAAACAGAUUGAUGACAUUGUUCAGGAGCUGAACCUGUUGAAAGAGCGGCAAGCCUUACAGACAGUUUGUUUGAAAGGCACAAAGAUUCUGGGAAAGUGUUUCCUGGCUGAUCCAGUGAAGAAGACCUUCCAUGCUGCCAACGAUGACUGCAUCACCAAGGGAGGCACUCUGAGUGCUCCUCUGACGGGAGAUGAGAAUGAUCAGCUCUACAGCUAUGUUCGCCAGAGCAUUGGCCUGGAGGAGCAAAUCUGGUUGGGCAUCAAUGACAUGGUGACGGACGGACAAUGGGUGGACCAGUCAGGCUCCAGUGUGCGCUUCAAGAACUGGGAGACUGAGAUCACUCAACAGCCGGAUGGAGGUCACAGCCAGAACUGUGCCAUCUUGUCCACCACAGCCAACGGGAAGUGGUUCGAUGAGAACUGCAGAGCUGAAAAGGCUUCAGUGUGUGAGUUUAACAUCGUCUGAGGACUUUGCUGUCUCUCUUUUGUUUAAACUCUGAUGUCCCUCUAUGCAGAUGAUAUCAGUAUUUAAACAGAAACAUGGAUUUGACCUGUCGUUUCCUUUAGACUUCUGUUUCUAGAUGUCAUUGCAAGAAAAGAACAGCAAAUAUCACAGUAUAAGCUACUUAUUCAAGCAUUUAUGUAAAUUUUAAAAAUAUUCAUUAUGUAAAUUUUGACAUAUUUUAGAUAUCCUUGAACAUCAUAUCAGGAUGACUUGUCUGUGUAUUGUAUACUUAGGAUAAUAAAACCUGCUUUUAUAACUGACCAACAAUAAAGUGUGUUUUCUGUGGCA
Girardinichthys multiradiatus is the source of this 1016-nucleotide messenger RNA. RefSeq names its product C-type lectin domain family 3, member Ba (gene clec3ba). Bases 93 to 689 code for a protein of 198 amino acids. The transcript has 3 exons. NCBI's taxonomy places the organism in Eukaryota, Metazoa, Chordata, Actinopteri, Cyprinodontiformes, Goodeidae. The record is from RefSeq and is a predicted model, not a curated record.